Dracunculus medinensis (Guinea worm) is the source of this 900-nucleotide messenger RNA. NCBI's taxonomy places the organism in Eukaryota, Metazoa, Nematoda, Chromadorea, Rhabditida, Dracunculidae. The record is from the annotation of a GenBank genome assembly.
AUGGAUAGCAUCGAAAUGUCGCAUUAUCUCCAUAAAUUAGGUCAAUUAGCUUUUUACGCACGAAUCUAUCGUAUGUGGAUUAAGCAUCCAAUAAGCUCAGCAAGUGGAUUCAUAAGCGAAUUUCCAGAUGUAAAAGUUCCAGAAGAAAUUCUCGAGGCAUGUCAUAAAGAUUUUAAGCUUUCAAAGGAUUCUAAUUUUAGGAAAGAGGAAGUUAUACGCCUAGUCAACACUCGAAUGUUCGAUUAUGAUAUAUCAGCAUUUCAGUUAUUUUGCUGGAUGACAACAAAUAUGGUAAAAAUUAUGGAGCGUUUACCAUUUUGUAACAUACAACCUAUGUCGUCUUUUGAACACGCAAAUUGGCCAGCAAGCAUAAUAGAACAGAAGACGGCAAUAAGGUUUUCAAAAAACUAUUAUGUAACACUCUUUGGUUUCGAUUUAAAUAGUUACAAAUGUGCGCAUGAAAGUUUUUGCGCAGAUAUUUGCAAGAAAUCACGAUUAUCUUGCCCAAAACAGGGCAAAUGUGAUUUUCCUUUUUUUUACAAUAAUGAUUUCUCCGGUAUGCUAGAAAACAAAUGGAAUAUUUCAUGCCCAUGUGAUGAAGGAUUUAUUUAUAGAUUUGAUGUCAAUCAGUGUGUCGAUUUAAAUGAAUGUUUAUAUACGAACUGUAAAGUGAACGAACAAUGUAUCAAUACGUUAGGCUCAUAUAAAUGUGUAUGCAAUCUUGGAUGCCAGCGAAUACACGACAAAUGCAUGCCAAUAAAAGUGGAACCAACCAACUGGAAUGGUCCAGGCAAAAUUAGCGGGGUUGAGCAACCCUAUAGUUAUCAUGUGAUGCCGAUUAUCAAACUGUAUAGUAGUCUUUUCAUAGUUAUCUUAAGUUCUUCCACUAUUUUUAUAUAA